Molecule: messenger RNA, 648 nt
Organism: Saccoglossus kowalevskii
Lineage: Eukaryota; Metazoa; Hemichordata; Enteropneusta; Harrimaniidae
Source: RefSeq, a predicted model, not a curated record
AUGUCGGGUGUGGCGGGGCAUGGUAAUCAAGAGAAUUGGUGCAGAAAGGUCGAGAGAGGUGGUGCAACGUGGUCGAGAGAUGCAGUACAGGGAGGUCGGAUGAGGCGUUACCGAGAGUUCGGGUGUGGCUCUGCAGGGAGGCCGGGGUGGCGGUGCAAAGGCGAUAUAGGCAGUGCAGGGAGGUCGGGAGAGGCGGUGCAGAGAGAGGUGGGGAAGGCGGUGCAUGGAGGUCUGAAGAGGGGGUGCAGAGAGGUUGGGAGAGGCAUUGCAGGGAGGUCGGAAGAAGCAGUGCAGGAAGUUCGGGACAGGCGGUGCACGGAGGUCGGGUGUGAUGGAGCAGGGAGGUCAGGUGAGGCUGUACUUAGAGGUUGGGUGUGGCGGUGGAGGGAGAUCGACAGAGGUGAUGCAGGGAGGAUGGGAGAGGCAGUGCAUGGAGGUUGGACAAGACGGUGCAGGAAGGUCGGGAGAGGAGGUGCUGGGAGGUCGGGUGUGGCGGUGCAGGGAGAUUGGGAGUGGUGGUGCAGGGAAGCCGGAAGAGGCGGUGGAGGAAGGUCGGGAGAGGUGGUGAACGAAGGUCGGGUGUGGUGGUGCAGAGAGGUAGAGGAAGGUGGUGCAAAGAGGACAGAAGGGGCAGCGCAGGGAGGUUAG